This is a messenger RNA of Crotalus tigris (Tiger rattlesnake), 712 nucleotides long. RefSeq names its product thialysine N-epsilon-acetyltransferase-like. Lineage: Eukaryota; Metazoa; Chordata; Lepidosauria; Squamata; Viperidae. The record is from RefSeq and is a predicted model, not a curated record. The transcript has 6 exons. The coding region runs from base 65 to 694 and encodes 209 amino acids. Gene Ontology annotation, molecular function: N-acetyltransferase activity.
CUGACUAGGGCAUGCCGGGAAACGUAGUUCUGGAGGAGGAAACCGGCCGGUCGCCUCCGCAGCCAUGGACUUCGCCGCCGCGGUCACUGUCCGGCCGUGCCGAGCCGAGGACUGCGCGGACGUGGGGCGCAUGAUCCGGGAAUUGGCAGCCUUUGAAAAAAUGUCGGAGCAGGUCAAAAUCACGGAGGAAGGGUUGUGUGAAGACGGCUUCGGUCAGGACCCCUUUUACAAAUGCCUGGUGGCUGAGUUGCCCUCCCCGUGCCUGAGCAAAGAGGGCCACAGCAUCAUAGGUUACGGCCUCUACUUUUUCAUCUACAGCACCUGGAAAGGCAGGAACGUCUACGUGGAAGACCUGUAUGUGAUGCCAGAAUUUCGGGAGAAAGGAGUGGGACAGAAGCUCCUGAGUGAGAUUGCAAAGAUCUCCUUGGAGAAAGGCUGCACCCAAAUGAGGCUGGGGGUGCUGGACUGGAACCGCUCGGCCCUCGACUUCUACUCCCGGCGAGGGGCUGUGGACCUGACGGCCUCGGAGGGCUGGCACUCCUUCCGCUUCGAGGCAGAGGCCCUGCAGCGGCUGGCCCUGGGCGAGGCGGGCAGAGGGGCCGGGCUGGGGUCCUUGAGCCCUGCUGGGCGGGGGUCUCUUCCAGCCCCCGAGACUCUGCCCAGGUUGACUCAGGGUGUACCAAGCUGGCAAUAAAUCUGAAUUUCUAAGAAA